ACUCGGCUUUCUUCGGGUCCUCUCCUGUCUCCUCUCCCGCCCGUCUCCUCCGCCACCGCCGGAAUGGACCCCCCGCUUCAGAACCCAUCCGUCAGUAGUAUCACCCUUUCCCGCGACUCCACAGCCGCCGCCGCCGCCGCCGCCGCGUUCGCGGCGCCCCCUCCGCCGCAGCCUCCACAUCGUCACCGCGUGCCUCUCAUCAAGGCUGCACUCGACCACCUCUGCCAUGUCGCCACCAACCUUGAUAUCAUGUUUAUCGACUUCUCUCACAAACUUGCUCAACAUUGCAUACAGGUAAGGUAAUCAGUACUCCCAAUUAAGCACUCCCGAGUCAAUGCAAUUCAUAAUGACCCAGUUACAGAAUGUACUUCUGCAUCCUUGCUCUUGUGUCUAAUAAACGUAAAUCUGUCACUUGUGUUCUGUUUAAUCUAUCUACCAAAUUUCUCUGACCCUGAGUGUUCACAACGCCACUGAUUCGCAGAGACAUUUGAUACCAUAACAUACAGUUUCAGACUUCAACCCCCCUCUGUCGAACUGGUACUCACUGGUCUAUUUUGCUACUAUAGUUCCUUUUUUUCCUUCUUAUUCUGGUUUUAGAUAUUGGUGGACUGUGCUGAAGGAAAUAAUCUAACAAUUGCAAGUGCUGCUGGCAAUGGUAAUGAAACUGGAGGUUCUCAUAUGAUGCCAUCCAUUUAUGUGUAUAUUUGCUUGGCCUUUCUAAAGAGGGAGCCAAAGCUGCGAUGUCUGUAAACUGCAUGACAGUUAUUAUCUGGAAUGGUCCCAGCAUCAUAUUCAACCAGAUGUUCUAGGAGUAUCAUUUUUAUUCUCGCAGCCUCCAUGAUGAAUCCAUGAUCAGUGUUAUGCCAUCUGCUCAGAUCACUGAUUUCCAAGGCUCUGAAAAAGAAACAUUUGUUUAGAUUGGAACCAAUAGGCUAUUACCAAGUCUACAACUGAAUGAAACAAGGUGCAGAUUUGGUCACUGGAUCUUAAAGCAGAUCUGCAACUUUUGGAGACAAAUCCAUGACCUGCUUCCAAAAAAUAAACUACCAGGCUUACCCAUAGCCAUAAGUAGUCUCAUGAGAGUGUUAAAUGAAAAAGCUUGUGGUUCUGUUAUGCCUCUCUCGGCUGGUCAGACAAAGCAGUCCACCAAUGGUAAAGAAAUCCCAGCUGAAACUAAAGAAGGGUCUGUACAAGUUAAGAUAGGUGAAUCAUGCUCAUUUAUUUUCUGGUCUUAAGUUAGCAUGUUCUUCUCGUCCUCCCAUCCCUAGAGUAUGGAGAUUUCUUACACUAGUCCUGACUACUGAGGACAAGUAUCCUAUCAGGACUACUGACAUCCUAGAUAAUGCUAAGGCUUAUACUAAAUAUGACACUCGCUCCACCUAUUGUGAGAGGGCGGAUCAGGUGUCACUGGAUCAUGAAACUCCUUCUGUUUCUGAUCCUUGCCUCGAGGAUAAGGGGUGUAGACAAGCCUGAUACACUCCAGUUGGUUCUGAGGCUUGCCGAGGUACUACAGAAUCGUUGGGGUGCUCUGUAGAGAUGAUGACACCCCAUUAAAUAUUUAAAUCUCACAACUGUUGUCUGUUGAGUAGUUAUUUAUAAGGGUGCUGCACUGCUGCAGCAACAAGUUAGUGAACAUAAAACAGAACACGAUAUUGCACAGAUUAUGAGGGAUAAUGUUAGACCCAAACUCUAAGGUAACGAUGCUUCUUUUUACCAAAAAUGUUAUUCUUAAUCUUGCCGAGAUACUACAUAAUCUUUGGGGUGCUCUGUAGGUUACAGAGAUGAUGACACGCCAUUAAAUCCCACACUGCUGUUGAGUAGUGAUUUAUGAAAGGGCGUUGUACUGCAACAAGUUAGUAAACAAAAACAGAACACAUUAUGCAUGAAAAUGUUGCACAGAUUAUAAUGUCAGCUCGAAGUUAUUCUUGCGCUGGUGGCAAGGUUGAGAUCGCAGGCAAGUGAUGAAUUUGUGACAUGACUACAUUUGCAGAUUACUAUUUUCUGCGAUUCUUUUUUUAUUUGUACUUUCUGUUGUUCAGAACCCCUUGAGCUCGAUAUAGUGGUCCGUCAAUUCCUUUUCAUGCUUGUGCCGAUGUCAAAAGUAUUACCCAGAUGAUACAAUAUGUACCAUAUUAUCUUCUUUCUAGAAGAAAAUGACAAUUGAAGGGACACACGCUCCUUUAUGCCUUUGGAUUAAGAUUAUGAUAAGUAAUUUUCUGAAAAACGGGGACACUUUUAAAAUAAAGGAAAUUUGGUUUUAUUACAAAUAUAACAACAGAAAAUGAUAUUUUAUGCCUACCUUCCAAAGUCUGAUGUCUUGUUGGUUUUGCAGAAAAGCAAAGACAAAAACUCUGCAUAGUCCAGCUUAUCUUCCCUUUUUGUGCUUUUUUGAAUCUUUGCCUUACAAGAAGAAAGGUGCAAAGUAAGGGUCUCAUCAAAUCUUUCUAUCGUAUCUUUUGAUUUGAAGUGUGCUGAAUAAUGCUAACCUAUGUUUAUGAUGAGUCCUGUAUCAGGUGUUAUUUCGGGAUUAUAUAUACCAGUGCUGUCAACCUCAUGAGAUGAGAGCUGUCACAUGAUUUCGUGUAUAUUAUAUUGAUAGAGAUACUAUUGCUAAAUAGAACUGUAUGACAUGAUGCUCUACAUGUGCAAUGGUCUAUUGUCGGCAAAGUAACUUUGGUGUAUGCAUAAAUAAAAGCCCUUUCCUUCAAAACACUCCACAUUAUGCCUCAAUUGGAGCAGGUUCUUCCUUUUUGAAACAGAAAUAGAUGUACCUGCAUGUAAAUCACCAAUGGCUUCCAAUAUGCUAAUUUGCAGAAUCUUGGGCUUUGUUGUCUUGUUUUCCUCCUAAUAAGGAUACCAGAGCAGUAAAAACUAUGUUGGCAACCUCUAGGAAAGAUGUGUGGCGAUAGGCUUUUGGGUUAUUGUCCUAUAGUCAGAUUAUGAUUUUUGCAAACUAAGAAAAUUUUUGCUUAAUUUUUCUGGAGGGUAUAUCAACUUUUUUUUCAAGUUUCUAUCACACAUGGACAAAAUAUAGUGUCCAAAUGGCUCAGAUGCGAAUAUAUAGCUUUGAGUGCAUGACAUCCAAAAUAUCGGAUAGACGUGCUUCCAUGUUGCUCAAAGUAUGAUGAUGAAUUUAAGAUAUUAAGAUCAACCAGCUUCGAUCUUCUUAAAUGCCUUUCUGGAAACAGAUUCACUCGGAUGUGUAAUGAUCUCAUAUUUUUCUCUCCUUUCUACUCUGUAUUUAUAGUUGUAUAAUUUUGUGGACAACACUGAACAGCAUGUUCUUUCAAAAUCAAAGUACAAAAGGAAAAGGACGUGUGAAUUUAGAGUAGUAAUUCCAGUGGAAUUGAUGUGGAAAAGGUUGCAGAUACCAUGACAACAAUAAAAGGCCUCUCGCCCACAGAUGCACCCAAGGAAGGUGUGGGGGCAGGACCGGAAUCAUUUCUCCAAAUCAUGCACGCCACUAGAUAGAGAAGUCUUAUCAGUCUUCAUCAAUGUGGUCUCAUUCUGGCAAAUCUAAUGACAUUUGAAGUGACUUGAUGAAUGUACCUGACUUCAUGUACAGAUCAAUAGUCAUGUACCUUAGAUGUCCCAUAGGAUCGAAUUUACUCAUAUUGCAAACCUUUUUAAUACUUAAAUCCUACUCCCUCCAUUCCAAAUUACUCGUCGUAGAAAUGGAUGUAUCUAGAACUAAAAUACAUCUAGAUACAUUCAUACCUGCGACAAGUAAUUCGGAACGGAGGGAGUACUUCCUCUGUUCCAAAUUAUAGGAUGUUCUAACUUUUUUCUGAAUCGAAUGUAUAUAGACGUGUUUUAGUGUGUUUGUUCACUCAUUUCAGUCCGUAUGUAGUCCAUGUUGAAAUAUCCAAAACAUCUUAUAAUUUGGAACGGAGGUAGUAAUUCUUGGUAUAAUUCCAUAUCUAUCUAAUCUGCUGUUCAUUUCUGUAAAUUCAUAAAGCACAUCAACUAAACAAUUAUUGCAUCUCCACUCAUGCUGUAGUGGUGUGACUAUUUUUUUGUAGGCGACCUACUUGAAGAAAAGUAAAAUCUGUGUGCACUGUGCAUUAUCCUAAUCGUCCCACUUAUUCUCAUUAUCUUGUCCAUUGACAGGCACCACGUCACUGCCUCGGUGAAAGGCUCGCCCCGCCUGUGAUCCUCUUGAUGUUUCUCUCGAUGCACUGAGAUGUCAAUGAUUGCGGUUGUGAUGCUACUCUUGUUGAAAUCUUUGCAGGUUGCAAGGAAAUCAUGGCAACUGUUGGGAGUAAACAAUCGUAGCAUUUUGCUGUGUACGUCGAAGGCAGAUGAAUCUAUAUGCAAUGCUGUGGCCUGGUGCCCUUUGACUUUAUCUUGUCGGUUGGCUAAGCCCACUUGAAGGUUGGCAAGCUCGCGUUGUCAGGCUAUGUCAACGUGAUACGCAAUUCCUGAGUGGGCUACGUACGGGUCCUGGGUCCAUAGCAGCAUAUUUUGUGUCCAAUAGAGGCUUAAAACAACACAGAUUCUUGUGGGGCUCUAUCUAAUAGGCUGCAAUGUUCAAAGGUGGUAUCAUUCUUCCCAACCGAAAUCCUGCGAGAUGUCACUUUUGAAGGUAAUCAUAGUAGUGGACGAAGUCACAUCAGGUGCUCUCUUUGGGACUUGCAUUUUUAGCUUCUAAUCACCAUUCCUGGGAAGUUCCUGCGCAUCCCCCCCCCCCCCCCCCCCCCCCCCCCCCUUUUAAUUUAAAUAUGAUGUUUAGUUUCAUCAUCUCUUUGCCUUUGUGCUCGUGCUCCCCAUUGCUGCAACUAAGAAAUGAUUAGCUUGGACUCAGCCAAAAUACAACUAAGAAAUGAUUAGCUUGGAAUGAGCCAAAAUACAUACUUACCGAUACUCCUGACCCUGGUUCAUGGAACAAAGUGGUAGGACCUGUUGUUGAUGUGUAGUCAGUUGCAAGUUGAGCAUAGUGCCUGUAGAGGUGCUGAGAAAAGGCACAUCUCCUGGUGUGCUGGGGCAUGGUUUAAGGAUUCCGGUGGAAAAGUGGGAGAUUUCCCAACUUGCUCAUGUCUCCUUGAAUUGUCUUAACACCCAUUGCUAUGCAGCGGUGGUUGCCAGCUUAUUUUACCAUUAUCACUACAUAAAUAUUUUCCAUUUGUGCUGUGCAUUCAUAAUCGAUUGAGGUUCUCAUCCUCCGUGCCCUGUUCAUAACACGGAGAAAUCAUAUAUGCUUGCCAGCUUGUUUUUCUGUUGUGGUUUGUGGCAAUGGUGGAUGACACUCAUUUGCGAGGUCUGGUCGUGCUGCAAAUGAUGGUAGAGUUUUAACAGUGCGUCUGCAAGACUGCAAGUAGCUAGGAAGAUGGCACCAGCGAGAUAGAUUUGUGCUACGACUUCCCUUUAUGGUUGGAGUCAUGUAGAAUGGACUUUGGGUUGGCAUUCUGCAGUUUCUCUGGCUACUGUUUGAUUGAGCAUGUGGCUCAGAUGACCUUGUUAGUGCCAUCAGCAAUGUAAUGCUUUUACCAUGGACGGCUUCCCUGCCGUCAUGGGAAAUCUCGAGUUGAUGUCUCGUGUCAUCGUGAAUCCGAUUUGAGGCGAGAGUUGACUUGCUUGGCCGGCGGGUAUAAAUACAUGGCCGCUGACACACACGUCAGUCAUUCAUCGCUCGCUCUUACGCACACACAUACACACGCGCGCGCACUAGGCGAUGUAUCAUCAUCACUCCUCCUCUUCUUCUUCCUAUACUUGUCAGGGAAGCAAUGGCUUCCUCCCCUCCCAACCGUCAGCGUCGAGCUACGGUGAUCUGUUGCAAGCAGAGCAGCACUGCUACUACUACUCCCAGCAGCAGCAGGGUCAGGCGCCGCCGUUCCGCCAUGUGCUGAGCACGGGAGACCUCGGGGCGCCAACGCCGGCGCCGGCAGCAGCAGCGGCUGGGAGGUACACCACGGAGGAGCGGCGGGAGCGCAUCGAAAAGUACAGGAGCAAGCGCAACCAGCGCAACUUCCAAAAGAAGAUCACAUACGCUUGCCGGAAGACCCUCGCGGACAGCCGGCCGAGGGUGAAGGGCCGCUUCGCGCGCAACGUCGACGACGAUGCAGUCGCAGGUCAGCCGGAGUUCACAGCGGCGGAGGUGUCCUCGAUGAUGAGCGAAGCCAACGUUGUCGUGGGUGCCACGGCCGCCGCCGCCAGCAGCAGCAGCAGCAGCAUGCCGGAGUGGUGGCCGGCAAUGCAAGGCGCGCUGGCCAUGGAGGACGAUGAGCUUUACAUCGCCGUCUCCUCCAUCAACCUCUACUAGCUAAGCUUGCUAGAGGCGGACCGGAUCACCUCCAACCGUGCUCGUUGCACUUGUUUUGUGUCCCAUAUCCUGUUGCAUCAACUAAAACUACGACGCCCUAGUUCGUAAUGUUUAGAGGCGGACCGGACACCUUCUUCUUCUUCUUUAUUAGUUGGAGUGCCUCAUGCAUCCUCUGCAACUAAAUGUAGUACGCACGUACUAGUAAUUUUUACGGAGUGUUCUUUUUUGUU
Messenger RNA from Triticum urartu, 6489 nucleotides. Lineage: Eukaryota; Viridiplantae; Streptophyta; Magnoliopsida; Poales; Poaceae. The record is from RefSeq and is a predicted model, not a curated record.